UUUCCGAGUGCGAUCAUUCUCAUAGUCUCCAUCCUGAUAAAACCACCUGGCUAUUUAUAGACAAAAAUUCCCCUCCUCUUCCAUGCGCAAUUCACCCCCUCCCUCCCCAUCCCCCGGGACGCGUGCGUCCUACCCCAGGUAGAAAUUGACGUCAGAGCUGUUCGUAAUUUGACGUGUAAACAUCGCUUCCCCUUCACUGUCUCAUUGGUGGCGCUCCAUGCGCGUUCAAUUACUCGCUCCCGGCUCAUCAGAAUUAAUUCUUCGGCUACAGAUUUUUAUCAGAGGAAGUCGUUUGGAGCUGGGCUGAAAUUGCGUUUGUAUAUUUUAUUUAUUAAGUUAUUUGUACUUCAUUUGUAUUAUUCGCGCGCGUCCUGAUCAUCAACACGUUUUAAAGUAGUUGUGAUUAUUUUGAAAUGGAAGAAAGAUGUCGUCCAAUGUUGCUGUGCAGUGUUAUUGCUCUUCUCUGUGCGCUCGUGUCCUCAGCUGUGGACCGACAGUAUCUAAACGAAUGGGCGGUGGAGAUCCCCGGAGGAAAGGACGCUGCCCGAUCCAUCGCCGACGAGCUGGGUUACAAAUUAGUCCGACAGAUUGGGGAUUUGGAAAACCAUUAUUUAUUCAAGCGAUACAAUCACCCUAGCAGGACGAAAAGAAGUGCGGGACACAUCACCAAACGUCUCUCAGAGGAUGACAGGGUGUCGUGGGCCGAACAACAGUAUGAGAAGCGGAGGGCAAAGCGUGCCCCACUGGGGACUGAAUGUAAGGAGUGCUCUGUGGACAAACUAUUCGAUGACCCCAUGUGGAACCAACAGUGGUACCUGCAAGACACCCGGACGUCUUCCUCCCUCCCCAAACUGGACCUUCACGUGAUCCCAGUAUGGAAGAAGGGCAUCACUGGUAAAGGUGUGGUCAUCACAGUCCUCGAUGAUGGCUUGGAGUGGAACCACACCGAUAUUUACCCCAACUACGAUCCUGCUGCUAGCUACGAUUUUAACGACAACGAUCCCGAUCCAUUCCCAAGAUACGACUCUACCAACGAGAAUAAGCAUGGCACCAGAUGCGCUGGCGAGAUUGCCAUGCAGGCAGACAACAACAAAUGUGGCGUCGGGGUGGCCUACAAUUCGAAAGUGGGAGGGAUCCGAAUGCUGGAUGGGAUCGUGACGGAUGCCAUUGAGGCCAGUUCUAUAGGUUUUAACCCUGACCAUGUGGACAUCUACAGCGCCAGCUGGGGUCCUAAUGAUGACGGAAAGACCGUAGAGGGACCCGGUCGACUGGCCCAGAAAGCGUUCGAGUACGGCAUUCAAAAGGGGCGUGGCGGGAAAGGCUCUAUUUUCGUCUGGGCUUCUGGUAAUGGUGGGCGUCAGGGCGACAACUGUGAUUGCGACGGAUACACAGACAGCAUCUACACCAUCUCUAUCAGCAGUGCCUCCCAACAGGGUCUCUCACCGUGGUACGCUGAGAAAUGCUCAUCUACGCUGGCCACGGCCUACAGCAGCGGAGACUACACUGACCAGAGAAUAACUAGUGCGGAUUUGCACAACGAAUGCACAGAGACGCACACUGGCACAUCUGCAUCUGCCCCACUGGCUGCUGGGAUAUUUGCUCUGGCUUUGGAGCAAAACCCAGACCUGACCUGGCGAGAUCUGCAGCACUUGGUGGUAUGGACAUCUGAGUUCGACCCUCUAGCCAACAACCCGGGCUGGAAAAAGAAUGGAGCUGGAUUGAUGGUCAACAGUCGUUUCGGCUUCGGCCUCCUGAACGCCAAAGCCCUGGUCGACCUGGCCGAUCCCAAAGUCUGGAAUCACGUUCCAGAGAAGAAACAGUGCAUCGUCAGAGAUGAGACAUUUCAGCCGAGACCAUUAAAAGCAGCAGGUGAAAUAUCCAUCGAGAUUCCCACCAAGGCCUGCGCGGGACAGACGAACUCCAUUGCGUCUUUGGAGCACGUGCAGGUGGAGGUCAGCAUCGAGUACACACGGAGAGGUGACCUCCACAUCACCCUCACAUCUCCUUCAGGCACCACCACAGUGCUGCUGGCAGAGCGAGAGAGGGACACAUCAUCCAACGGUUUCCGGAAUUGGGCCUUCAUGUCCGUGCACACCUGGGGAGAGGAUCCCACGGGUACCUGGACCCUAAAGAUCACGGAUACGUCGGGCCGGCUGGAGAAUGAAGGUCGGAUUCUAAGCUGGAAGCUGAUUUUGCAUGGCACAUCUGAGAAACCAGAACACAUGAUGAAGGGAAGAGUGUAUACACCCUACAAUGCUGUGCAAAAUGAUCGCAGGGGAGUGGAGCCAAUGGAAGACAUGAUUAAGGACAUUCCCACUCCAGCCCACAAACCUGAAAAUCCAAGUCGAGCAGCAGAUUCAGGCUCUCUUCCUUCAAACGCCUCCCCCGGCAUUCCAGCAGAAAAUCUGUCUGACCCCUCCGAUGCCAACCUGGCCCUCUUACGCCUCCUCCAGUCGGCCUUUAACAGGCAGAGUCCUGCGAUUCCUCCUAACACUUUGGCUGCUUCUCCCAAAGUCAUGCAACAGGAACGGAUCCCUCCGCAGAAGUACUACCAGGCCCUGGAUCAGCUAAACCGGUACAGGGGCUCUGAAAACGGCUUAUUUAGUGACUACAGCGACAGCUUCUACAGAGCCCAGCCAUACAGGCACAGAGAUGACCGGCUGCUGCAGGCUCUGUUUGAUAUGCUCGGAGAUGACCAGGAGUGAGACAGGAGAAAAGAUGGGGGGAUAGGGUAAGGAAUUGGGAGGGACUGGAUGAAUCCUUGCUGAAAAGACCAGCAGACAUUUCUAGACAUGCUGUUCGGCACAAAAAUCCAGCUGGUUAACAUAUUCGUGUUAAACAAGUAAAAAGCAUGCUCUUUUUUAGUGAGGUAGCAUGUUCUUGCCAGUUAGCAUGUUAUUUCUGUUUACGCCUAGUGAAAUAUUUUAGCUGGUAUAGCUGAUCAGUUUAUGUAUGUAGCUUUGCUGCUUUAGAGGUUUGUGAAGGCUGGUCAUCUUUGGUUAAGCAGCCUUGCUGUUAACCAGAGGAUACCAGCAUCUUAUAUUUACUGGUAACCAGUGGUGCUGGCAUGGGCGUCAGAACCAUUAUAUGUGGGUGGGACAAGACCUACCCACUUUAUAAGACCAAUGAUAUUGGACCCACUCACUUUUUAAUCUAAUUUAGCGCACUUGUCAAAGCGCCAUCAGUCAAAUCCAUUCCACUAGAGCAGUGGUCUCCAACAUGGUGCCCACACAGAGUCUGUGAGUUUCCCACCAAAGCAAAUUCUAUUUAUAG
Paramisgurnus dabryanus is the source of this 3273-nucleotide messenger RNA. It is a transcript of the gene pcsk1, whose product is annotated as proprotein convertase subtilisin/kexin type 1. The record is from RefSeq and is a predicted model, not a curated record. Gene Ontology annotation, biological process: peptide hormone processing. Gene Ontology annotation, cellular component: neuron projection; membrane. Lineage: Eukaryota; Metazoa; Chordata; Actinopteri; Cypriniformes; Cobitidae. Gene Ontology annotation, molecular function: serine-type endopeptidase activity.